AAUCAGAAGAGAGCUUUCCGUGGAUUGACAAGGGAUCGAUAUAAACAAGUAGGUGCCAGGUUUUGAGGUCUUCCAAGAGGCACAAUUUGCGAAUUUUCCGCUUGAGAUGUCAGACGACGAGCUGCCCGAGGGAUGGGAGAAAAGGAUUAGCCGGUCCACAGGCCAGCAUUAUUUCUUAAACAAGUACACGAAGGAAAGCCAAUGGGACACUCCUACCGAGCCAGCCAAACCUGCAUCCAGCGGCGGAGGACCUGAUAAAGUGCAAUGCAGUCAUCUGCUCGUAAAGCACAAUAAGUCCAGACGACCUUCGUCCUGGCGUGAGGAGAACAUCACCAGGUCUGAGGAGGAAGCUCACGAGCUUAUAAACGGAUACAGAGAUGAAAUUGUCUCAGGAAAAGUAACUUUGGCCGAACUGGCUGAACAAUACUCGGACUGCAGUUCCGCCAAGCGUGGUGGUGAUCUGGGGCUUUUCGGAAGAGGAGCCAUGCAAAAGCCAUUCGAAAACGCUUCCUUUGCUCUUAAUGUCGGGGAACUCAGCGAGCCAGUCUUCACUGACUCCGGAGUUCACCUAAUUCUACGCACAGCUUAGAUGUGAACUGUCAAAGUAAAAUAACGCCUAUUGGUCCUUUUUUAUUUAAAUAACUUUUUAAUUUUAAAUAAACUGAAGGCCAAAUUGUUAAUUCCA
Neocloeon triangulifer is the source of this 685-nucleotide messenger RNA. Its product is annotated as putative peptidyl-prolyl cis-trans isomerase dodo. Gene Ontology annotation, molecular function: peptidyl-prolyl cis-trans isomerase activity; protein binding. Gene Ontology annotation, cellular component: cytosol; nucleus. The transcript is spliced from 3 exons. The coding region runs from base 107 to 589 and encodes 160 amino acids. The record is from RefSeq and is a predicted model, not a curated record. NCBI's taxonomy places the organism in Eukaryota, Metazoa, Arthropoda, Insecta, Ephemeroptera, Baetidae.